Molecule: messenger RNA, 411 nt
Organism: Pseudocercospora fijiensis CIRAD86
Lineage: Eukaryota; Fungi; Ascomycota; Dothideomycetes; Mycosphaerellales; Mycosphaerellaceae
Exons: 3
Coding region: 1-411 (136 amino acids)
Source: RefSeq, a predicted model, not a curated record
AUGAUCAGCGGCAUAGCACACAUCAAUCUCCUAGUCCCACCAGGCACUCUCGACCAAGCCCACGAAUUCUAUGGCGAAACGCUAGGUCUAUCAGCACGAGAAGUCCCAAGUUUACAAAAAGGCUCGUUAGCAUGGUUUGAUAUUGGGUCUUCGGGACAGCAGGUGCAUAUAGCAUUCGGACCAAACGCCGACCCCGAAUCCUCGCGCCAUCCAUGUUUCAGAAUCUCCUCAGCUGAAGCUCUCGUCACUCUCCGGCAGAAAAUCUGGGAACAUCAUGAACGAGGCGAUUCCGCGGCUCCGCGAGAAGCGGAUAGACCUGGAGAAGCAGAUAGUGGAGCGAAAGGUGUUGAGUAUCCUUCAAGAUUUUUCGCGAGGGAUUAUGCUGGGAAUCGAUUGGAGUUUAGUCUGUAG